This is a messenger RNA of Apaloderma vittatum (bar-tailed trogon), 622 nucleotides long. RefSeq names its product phosphatidylcholine transfer protein (gene PCTP). The transcript is spliced from 6 exons. The record is from RefSeq and is a predicted model, not a curated record. Gene Ontology annotation, molecular function: phosphatidylcholine binding; phosphatidylcholine intramembrane carrier activity. The coding region runs from base 106 to 534 and encodes 142 amino acids. Lineage: Eukaryota; Metazoa; Chordata; Aves; Trogoniformes; Trogonidae.
GGUCUAACGAGCUGGCUAAAAAACACACAGCAAUCAGGACUUUAUGAAUAUAAAAUCUUUGGUGGUCUUCCUGAUUGUUCCCCAAAACUGUGUGCGGAUGUCUAUAUGGACUUAGAUUUCAGAAAGCAGUGGGAUCAGUAUGUUAAAGAACUCUAUGAGAAAACAUAUGACGGUGAAAAGGUAAUCUACUGGGAAGUGAAGUACCCUUUUCCUCUCUCAAACAGAGAUUAUGUCUAUAUUCGUGAACGUCGAGAGAUGGAUAUUGAUGGGCGGAAGAUCUGGGUUGUGUUGGCUCAGAGUGUGUCUGUUCCUCAGUGCCCUGAGAAGCCUGGUAUUAUCAGAGUUAAAAGCUAUAAACAGAGUGUGGCAAUUGAAAGUGAUGGCAAGACUGGAUCUAAAGUCUAUAUGUACUAUUUCGAUAAUCCCGGUGGCAUGAUUCCAUCAUGGUUGGUGAACUGGGCUGCCAAGAGUGGUGUGCCUGCCUUCUUGAAGGAUAUGCAAAAAGCUUGCUUUAAUUAUUCUAAGAGCACAUAAAUCAAAGUUCAUCUGAAUUGUUUAGUUCCUAGAGUUCUGCACUUGCAGGAGUGGCUAUUGUGUACUACACUGGAUAAAAUCUACCUCU